AUGUCGUUCACACAUCCCCGAAGAACUUCAAAGACCACAUCUACUGCUGUGACUCUUCUUGCGAAUACGUCAAGCCGGCCAACCGUUAAUACAACUAUGGCUUCCCUUCGCAAAGGUGCCACUUUCCACUCACCUUCUUCUCCUUCAAACGAAGUCGACGGUGCAUUCAAUCUCUCAGCUCUCGAACGUUCAUUGUCCAAUCUUGAAGAUUUCGCCGUCGAAUCACACAAGCGUCGUGCUGCCGAUGUCAUAGAAUCAUUUGAGCUUACUGCUGCCGGCAAUCAUUCAUCUUCUACUUCACGUCGUCGCUUCCGUGACGAGUCUGAUCCUGUUCCUCGUGGUGUCGUCAACGUUGAGAACCCCUCGACCAAAUCAUACAAUACCGAAUUGAUGGACGGAGUUAUGCCAUCAGAACAAUCUUCUGUGAGACGAUCAACACGUCCCCGUCGCACCACACCCAGAUAUGCGGACAGCGGUCUUGGAUCAUCCAUCGGAUCAUCAUCAUCAGACAAGAAAGUAACCACCGAUGACAAUGUCUCCAAAUCUACCAAGCCAUCCACUAUCACUAGAUCGGCUGCUGCUCCAUCUACAACCAUCAAAAGCCUUCCUAGACUUAGUGCUCGCACUACCGCUCGCAUUCAAGAGCAUAUCUUGAAGCCACUCCUAGCAAAGGAGUCUUUCAAAGACUUGCAUCCCCUCCUCCAAGACUGUCCCAGACGAAUUCAUCAGAAGGAAAUCGUAUCUCUCCGCGACCUGGAGAAGACUUUAAUUUUUACCGCACCUAAGUACACAAAGAGCGCCUCCUUGUACCUCGACUUUUGUCUGGAAUCGAUUCACUGCAUCCAAGCUACCGUCGAACUUGUUAAUGAACGCGAACAAACGCGACCAAACGACCGCCCAUAUACUAACGGAUACUUUGUCGAUCUCGUCGAACAGAUUAAGCAAUACGCUGAACAGGUCCGAGAAGCUAAGGAGAAGGAAGAGAAAGGAGAAACGAUUAGCGAGAUGGAUGCUCACCCAUCAGAUGAGGUCAAGCUUCACGGUGGUCUGACCAGAAAUGGUCGACCCGCUGAACUUGUCCGCAUCAACAAGAAAACUGGCAAGGCCAUUUCCAUUGCCACCGGCCAACCGGUUGACAUGGAUGAUGAUGACAACAAGUCGAUGAGAUUCAAGCGCUCCUUGAGCGAAGAAGCUGAAGAUGAAGAAUCAGUGAUGAGAUCCAUGGCACGUCGUAAGAAGGAUGCUUCUGCUGCUGAGCUCGCCCCUAAAUUUUGUCGCGAAAAGGGAUGUGACAAGUCAUUCAAGCGUCCAUGUGACUUGACCAAACACGAGAAGACCCAUUCCCGCCCCUGGAAAUGUCCCGUUACUUCGUGCAAAUAUCAUGAAUAUGGUUGGCCAACCGAGAAAGAGAUGGACCGUCAUCAAAAUGACAAGCAUUCAGCCGCUCCUCCACUAUUCGAGUGUCACUUCAAGCCUUGCCCAUACCGAUCAAAACGUGAGUCGAAUUGCAAGCAACACAUGGAGAAAGCCCACGGCUGGGAGUAUAUUAGAUCGAAGAACAACGGAAAGAACAGACCUGCUGCACCUGCUGUCAUUCCCAAUGGUCUUCCUACUCCCCAAAAUACUAUCAUUCAUACUCCAGGCAGCGAUUCUAACCUUGAAUCUCCACUCAUUGCUGAUGAUGAGAUGCUCUAUGAGAAUACUUCAUUAUACACCACCAACCAUAGCAUGGACUUCUUUGGCCCAGCAUACCCUGCUGAAAUGAACUUGUUCCAACCCCCACAAUCAUUGAACAUGGAAUAUUCUCCCAUCACGGAUAACUCCUUCUCUCCUGAUGGACAAUCGCCAUUUGAUGCAAAUUCUCCUUUCAACUCCACAUCUGUUCUUGGUGCUCAAGAUCAAUUCCAAGAGACUAUGCAAGCUUACCCACCAAACGAUGAAUGGGCAGCUUAUGAGCAAACUGAUCUUUACAGCGCCCCAGCCCAAAUUCAGAUUCCAUCUAAUCACCAAAUCUACCAAGAUAUCAUGGGUCAAAAUGCCAUGGCAUUCGAGACAUCGGGUGUCACAUAUCAAACUCAACAUCAACAACACCAACCCCAACAACACCCACAAUCAAUGGCACACAUUUCGCCUAUCGGUGAAGGUAAUACCAUGCUUUACACACCAAAAUCUAUGCAAGAUUUUGAUGAGGGAUUUGAAGACUUUGUUCCAAAUAACACUCGCAUGACCACCAAUGGUGUUCAAGAUUUCCAACUCUUUUCUGCACCUCAACAAAGACAAAAUAGCAACCCUGCUCCACUCUUUGGUGAAAUCAUUCCUCAAGCACCACUUGGAUUUCCUGGAAUUCUUCCCGAGGAUUUGAUUGCAUUCUAUGCACAAACCGCUGCUAAUUCUGCUGCUGGUACUGGCAACCACUUACCACAAAACCACUAUCAAAACCAUCAACAACCUCAACAACAUCACCAACAAUUGCAUCAAAACAUGAACAUGACAAUGGACUGGUCUUCUGAUGAUUAUGGCUAUAACAGUCAUUAA
Botrytis deweyae is the source of this 2535-nucleotide messenger RNA. RefSeq lists its product as uncharacterized. The coding region runs from base 1 to 2535 and encodes 844 amino acids. NCBI's taxonomy places the organism in Eukaryota, Fungi, Ascomycota, Leotiomycetes, Helotiales, Sclerotiniaceae. The transcript is spliced from 3 exons. The record is from RefSeq and is a predicted model, not a curated record.